AUGAAAUAUAUUGUCGCACUUGAUGUCGGUACUACGACUAUUAGGUGUCAUAUUUUAGAUAAUAAAGCUGUUACAAUUGCUUCUGCUGCUGAAAAGGUCGAGUUACUUUAUCCAAAAGCCGCGUACGUUGAAAUAAAUCCGGAUCAACUUUGGGAGUCAAUUAUUAAAGUUUUGAAAGAUGCUGUUCAUGCGAGUAAAAUAGACGUGAAAUUAAUAGCGUGUCUUGGAAUAUCAACCCAACGUAGCAGUUUUAUCUCGUGGAACUUUGAAACGGGGAAAAAUUACCACAGAAUAAUAACAUGGAAGGACUUGAGAGCAGACUCAAUGGUACGUGAAUGGAAUUCAUCAUUAACAAUGAAGAGUUUAAGAAUGGGUUCUCAUAUUCUCUAUACAUUGUCACGCAAUAAAAGAUUUCUCGCUGGCAGCGUAUUAAAAUUGAUGAAUACUCAGACGACCUUGCGCUUGAUGUGGGUCUUGCAAAAUAUUCCUGGACUCCGAGAAGCUGCUCAGAGUGGAAAAGCUGUCGUUGACAGUGCAGGAGAUUUCGGUACUAUUCCAAAAGAUAUUUUAGGUGUAUCAAUACCUAUUAGAUGUUGUGUAUGUAUUAUUUAUCAGAAUUAUUCACAAGAUAAUUUACUUAGUUAUUGUUUAUUGCAGAUGGCUGACCAAGCGGCUUCGUUAUUUGGGUCAACUUGUUUCGAGCCAGGUGAUCUUAAAGUAACUAUGGGAACUGGUAGUUUUUUAAAUGUCAAUACAGGCAAAGAGCCUCACGCGUCAGUUGCUGGGCUGUAUCCUCUGGUGGCCUGGAAAAUAAAUUCUGAGAUUGUUUAUAUGGCUGAGGGGGCUUCCAGUGAUACUGGAACUGUUAUCGAAUGGAUUAAAUCAAUAGGGAUUAUUAAGGAUCCAAGACGUGCUCAUAUUGUCCGAUCAGUACUGGAAGGCUUAGUAUUUCGUAUUCUACUUUUGUACGAAUCAUUAUGCACAGAAACUAGUCGUAACUACAAUAGCAUUAGGGUAGAUGGAGGAGUAUCCCAGAGUGAUUUUAUAUUACAAUUAUUGGCUGACCUUACUGGUUUGCCAGUCGAACGGGCGAUGAGUCCCGAAAUCUCUAUACUCGGCGUUGCUUUUCUUUCCGGUCUUCAGUGUGGUAUUUGGGAGACUCGCGAAGAAGUGUGUAAAUUAAGACAAGUUGAUAGGGUUUUUCAGCCAGAUAUAAAACGAGGCAAGAAUUAUUUAUCAGUAGUUCAUCAAUGGAAACUUGCUGUACAGCGAUUUAAAAAUUGUAUAGUUAUUUUAAGAUCGAUUAAUGAGCCGAAG
Cotesia congregata is the source of this 1317-nucleotide messenger RNA. NCBI's taxonomy places the organism in Eukaryota, Metazoa, Arthropoda, Insecta, Hymenoptera, Braconidae. The record is from the annotation of a GenBank genome assembly.